AUGCACCAUUAUCGGAUAUCGACAAUUUAUAUCAUGAUUUUGGGAUACAAUAUUCUCCGAUUGUCUAUAAUUUUAUUGUUAUUGUUGCAGUGUUCUUGUGCUGGUUCAUUCGAGAUACGACUAAUUUCAUUGAAAAUUGACCCGAAAGUGGAGUUGCGUCCGGAGUUUAGGAUUUGUUUGAAAAAUUUUGAAACACAUAUCAGUCAUAACAAUGAUUGCACAUUUGGUGAAGUUACGUGUGAUGCUGAACGUUUACGUAAUGGAGCGAAAAUUGAAUUCAAAUUUGGCUGGCCAGAAUCCUUCAAGCUGAUAACAGAAGUAUGGAGAACAAAUGGAAAAAUGAAAAAGUUGAUGUUUGACGAUGCUUUUCAACGUGAAAAUGUACCAUCGAGUGCUCAAUGGACUGAAAAAGUGUUAUUUGAUAGUGGCGGAUUUGGAAUGACCAUCGCUUAUAGAAUAAUUUGUGCAAGUGAUUAUUAUGGACCACAAUGUAGUAAAUUUUGCCAACCUAUUUCUGGACACGUUGGCCAUUACGAAUGUAACUCAAAUGGUACACUAACUUGUUCUGCUGGUUGGGAAGGUGCAAAUUGUGAUACAGCACGUUGUGAUAACUGUGUCAAUGGAGUAUGUGAUCGACCAGGCUCUUGUCGAUGCAAAACUGGAUGGACAGGACCAAGCUGUGAUCAAUGUAAAAAAUAUCCAGGUUGUAAACAUGGCUUUUGUAGACAGCCUAAUCAGUGCAUUUGUGAAGAAGGUUGGGGAGGACACUUUUGCAUUGAAGAUUUGAACUAUUGUUCGCGACAUCAGCCAUGUAAAAAUAAUGCAAUAUGUAGAAACACAGGCCAUGGACAGUACACAUGUGAAUGUCCCUAUGGAUUUACAGGAACAAAUUGUGAAAUCCGUCUUCAAAAUUGUUCGACGCAAUCAUGUAUGAAUGGAGCUAUUUGCACUUAUAUACCGGGAUAUAACUAUACAUGUAUUUGUCCAAAAGGCUAUACUGGUCGUUAUUGUCAAGUUGUUGCAAAAACUUGCUCAGACUCACCAUGUCAUAAUGGUGGUACUUGUAUUCAAAACCGUGGUCUUUUCUUUUGUGAAUGUAUGCCAGGAUGGAAUGGAACUAAUUGUGAUAUCAAGAUCAGAACCUGCGAUCAUAUCCAUUGUUAUAAUGAUGGGAAAUGCGUAGAAGGAAAUGGUACUGGAGAAUAUGACUGUAUUUGUAAGCUUGGCUUUACUGGAAAGCAUUGUGAAAAAAUUGCUAAGGAGUGUGCUCAGCACAAUCCAUGCUUAAACGGAGGAAGAUGUAUUGAUGAAGUGAAAAAUUAUAAAUGUCAAUGUCCUGAUGGAUUUAGUGGUACAUUAUGUGAACAUUCCAUUAAUGUUUGUCAAAAUAAACCUUGUAAGAACGGUGGUCGUUGCGGUGAUUUAAAAAAUAACAAAUAUCUUUGUUCAUGCCCUGAAGGUUUCAAAGGAGUUAACUGUGAAAUUGCUAAAUCUGGAUGUGAUGAGAAUCCGUGCAGAAACGGGGCUACAUGCAUUAAUGCAGAUCAUGGGUUCCGUUGUUUGUGUCCACCAUGCUUUUACGGUGAAAGUUGUUCGCAUUUUGAUCGAAGUUGUCGUCCACUUCAUCGAUACAAUCGCACGAAUGCAUAUAUUAUAAAGUUAGAAAAUGAAAUACAGACUUCAAGUAGUGGAUUAAACUUGAAGGACUUAGUGCUUAUAUUAUUGUCUAUAUCUUCCGUAUUGGCAUUAAUAUUUGUCGUUGUUGUUAUUUAUCGGCAAAAGAUAGCGAGAAGAACAUCCACAACUGAUCCAUCUUUGCAAAAUGAUUUAAAUUCAAAAAGACUUUCAAAAUAUUCGGAACAAAAAGCGUGCUUAAAUAAACGUACAGGCUCAAACACGGAAAUUAGUUAUUUCGAACGUGCAGAAACAAACAACUCUGCAACAAUAUCUGAUAAGAAACGGCUAUCUCAUCCUAAUCGCAAUAGCCUUGAUUAUUCUAAUCGCUAUGCUAUUGAGCCAACUAUUAAUGUGAUACAACCACCGUUAAAUCAAAAUGAAUAUAUGGGAUACUACAAUAAGAUGGACUUGAGGCACUCGAGACGUCCCAAUGUUACACGUGUAACUUUACCUACGCAAUCAUCGAAGGAUGGUGACAGUUAUUACGAAGAAAUUGAUGAUGAGUCUUCAGUACCAGAAAUGGUUGUACAGCGAGAAAGACACACCAAAGUGGGUGCAUCAAAUGUCAACCAUUCAUCAAAUUUAGAUGGUCACCCGGAAACGCAGUUACAGAAUAUGAAUUACAAAGUGACUGAUAUUCAAACUAAUUUAUGA
Thelazia callipaeda (thelaziosis nematode) is the source of this 2331-nucleotide messenger RNA. The record is from the annotation of a GenBank genome assembly. NCBI's taxonomy places the organism in Eukaryota, Metazoa, Nematoda, Chromadorea, Rhabditida, Thelaziidae.